Messenger RNA from Drosophila yakuba, 4912 nucleotides. RefSeq names its product trithorax group protein osa. Lineage: Eukaryota; Metazoa; Arthropoda; Insecta; Diptera; Drosophilidae. Bases 225 to 4790 code for a protein of 1521 amino acids. The record is from RefSeq and is a predicted model, not a curated record. The transcript has 5 exons.
ACAGACAGGAUCUCCGCGAAGGAGGAGGAGGUGAGCAGCAGGAGGAGGAGGAGGAGCAGGAGUGGGAGCGGAGUUGGCUUUGUCUUGCGAGGAAGCAACCGCUGCUUGUCCAUGCCAAGCACGUCCUUUAACUGCAGCUUACGCGUCUGACAGCCGGCAACUCGAUCAUCCAUGUAUCCUUCACCAGCCACCCACUAGAGAUUGCCCGCAGCUCAGCGUCCGGCAUGUCGGACCCGGUGGUGCCCAGCGAGGAGCUGUGCUCCUCAGACUGGGUCAGCUCCAUGCCGAAUGCGGACAUCUCCAGCACAUCCAGCAUGUCCUUGGCCACCACUGCCCUGGAUUUCAUUCACAAUGGUUUUCCGCUCAUCGAACGGCGGAGUGCAGAAGCUGAGCAUGGAUCGCAGGUGGAUCCAGUGCUGGAAGCAAGCCCAGCACCACAAUCCCAACCAGAACCUGAGCACAUGGCAGAGCCUUUAGUUGAGCAUCCAGUUCAAUUACCAGCAGAUCCGCCAACGGAACCUUCUGCUGACCUCCCAGCGGAUUGUCCAGCAGAUUCUUCAGCAGAAAUUUCAGCAGAUCUUUCCGCAGAUCUUUCAACAGAUCUUUCAACAGAUCUUUCAACAGAUCUCUCAUCACAGCCCCCACCAGAUUCUCCAGCUGAUCCACCAGCAGUUCCUCCAGCGGAUCCGCCAGUGGACCCCGUAGCAUAUAUCCCAGCAGAUAACCCAGCAGAUAACCCAGCAGAUAACCCACCAGAUCGCAGACCAGAUCUCCCAUCAGAUCCCCCACCAGAUCUCCCAUCAGAUCUCCCACCAGAUCGCAGACCAGAUCUCAGACCAGAUCCCCCACCAGAUCUCCCAUCAGAUCCCCCACCAGAUCUCCCAUCAGAUCUCCCAUCAGAUCUCCCACCAGAUCUCCCAUCAGAUCUCCCACCAGAUCUCCCACCAGAUCUCCCACCAGAUCCCUCGCCAAAUCCCCCACCAGAUCCCCCGCCAGAUCCGCAAGCGAGUUUCCCAACAGACCUCCCAACGAAUUCUCCGAAAGAUCCGCCUCUAGCUCCCCCAACAGAAUGCCCCGAAGAGCCACAAGCGGAGACAUCAAACGGUAGUCUGGACACAAAGGCCAACUCCCUUUUAGAGACGACGCCAUCGAGUGGGCGGGACGGCUCCAACGGAAUGAAGAUGUCCCCGGACGCGCCUGUGUUCUAUCCCAUGGGCACCAGACUAGCACAUAUACUGUCCAACGACGAGGAGCUCCGGAAUGCUACACGCAAUCCGGCACCCCGGAACUCCUUCGAGUUUGGCCUCGCCAACGGAACGGGUCCAUACAUCGGACCAGGUAGUGAUAUUCCACGCAGCUACUACUUCGUCGAUCCUGCCACCGGAGAGCGCAACUACAAUAGCUUUGGCCUGGGCAUGAACUACGAUGUGCGCCUCAAUGACGGAGUCUUUGAUCGGCGGGAGACGGACGAACCGCCAUCGGAGGCAGCCGAUUCCUGGGGAUCCUACCUGUACGGUAGUCCGCGUCCCAGACCACCAGACGAGAGUGCCUCGCCGGAGGCAACUGGAGGUGCGUCGACAGCCAGGACCAACAACAUUCGCCACUUCCUCACCGAACCAACGGAAACGCGAACAUCGCCGGAGUUUCCGUCCUUUGAGUCCUUUGCCGGGCAGCUGGACGACAUGGGUGUGCAACGGGAUGAGUUUAUGGCAACGCUGCGUAACCUGCUAAUACGAGCCAAUGACCUGAUGAUGCCCCUACUCCAGGGUCCCUUCAAGUACAUGACGCCCAUCCAGAUGGCCGAGUACACCAGCGCCAUUUUGGAGACACCGCCGCUGCAUCCGAGUAUCUUCAUGCCACCGAAUGUGCCACGUCCCUGGACGGGACUCACUGGUCUCAAUCUGCCCUACGACAUCCAUCCGAAUAGCCUCACGCCCGAGGAUCUGGCUCGCAUCCAGGAAUUGCCCAAGUCAGUGGACGCCGCCACGCAGACGGAAUUCCGUUGCAUGUGCAUGUUCUUUGCACAGGGAGGAUCGGCGUCGGCGGGUGUGCCACCGCCACCAACUGGGCCGCCGCCACCACCUGUUCCGCCUGGUCCACCUGGUCCGCCUGGUCCGCCUGCCUUCUAUCCAGGAUCACCUAUUAACACCCCUCGAAUGCAUAGGGCACACGGCGGAGGAGGACCCAGUGGACCGAGAAUACCGCAGCCAUAUCCGCCAGUUUCUGCGCCAGGUGGCUCACAGAGUGGUGGACCACCACCACCACCACCACCACCACCACAACUGCCGUUUGGCUUCUGGGGCAGGCCCAUGCCAAUGGCCAUGCAUCCCAAUCAUGUUCCGCAUCCUGCAUCGCAUCGCAUGCCCCGGCCGCCGCAUCCACAGGCCCCCUUCCCUCAUCCACCACCGCCUCAUCCGCAUACGCAUCCCCAUCCCCAUCCGCAUCCGCAGGCGCAUCCUCAUCCGCCAACGCAUCCGUAUACGCAUCCCCAUCCCCAUCCGCAGGCGCAUCCCCAUCCGCAGGCGCAUCCCCAUCCGCAGGCGCAUCCACAUCCCCAUCCCCAUCCCCAUCCGCAUCCGCAUCCGGGAAUGCAGGCGGGUCAUCCGAUGGCGCCGACGCACAGUUCACAGCCGCACCACCGGCUGGGUGGAGCAAUGCGCUACCACGAGGGCGGUUAUCGGGGCUACCGCUUCCAAGGUCCCUACAGUCCACGCAACCAGGCGAACCAAUGUCGCUAUGGUCCCAUCGGCAGCGGUCGUCCCAGCCAGAAUAGUGACGGCAACUAUACGAACUACAGCAACGGAGGAGCACCGCUCUAUGCGAGCACACCGAGUGGCAGCCAUCAGAUGUCUCCUAGUGUGUCCCAUCCCCGCGUCAGAUUGGUCUAUCCCAUUGACAUUGAGCAGCUGAGACUGAACCUGGAUCCACCGAGCGAUGAGACCACUGCAGAUAGGCAGGAGGUACCUUCGUCCUCGUCGGGCACCGAUUCGUCGAACACCGAGAACUCCAGCUUGCUGCAGAGCGGCGAGAUGGAGCGCCAGGAUAGCGAGGAGAGCAGCUAUGUGGAGGAUGAGAAUGCAUGCGAGGAGGACGACGUCGAAGAGGUGGGAGAGGAGGUUGACGACGACGAUGAUGAGGAGCAUCUGGAUGAGGAGCACGAGGAUGAGGAUGAGAACGAGAAUGCGGAUGCCGAUGCGGAUGAUGCGCAUGAUGCGGAGGUCACGGAACCAGAACGCAAUGGCAUCGUCUGCCAGCAGCGUCCCAGCACGCUAUCCAUUACCGAUUCCCGGAGUUACAGUUUCGGUGAGGUCGAAUUCAUGAACUACGUGAUGUCGGAGACUCCCAUAUUGCCCAAUCCCGGCCAGCAGCCGGGCUCCAGCGCCACCUACACGGAGCACAAUUUGCCGCAAACGCCACGCGGCAACCUGCCCUGCGCCCAGGUCACUCCCAAUGUGGUUCCAAGCCAUUUGCCAGCCCAUCGUCCACCGCGAGAUCAGUCCGAUCAGCAGGUGCUGCCUCCCUUGCCCCAGAUGCCGCCAAUGCCACCGAUACCUCCAAUGCCAGAGCCCGUUGCCGUGUCUUCCAAUCCCAGUAGAGGUCGGCCCGGUGCUGGUACUCAAUCCAAGAUGCCCUCGACUUCACAGGAACACUAUAGUAGUAACCAGUUCAAUCCGAUGUACGUCCAACAGCAGCGGCCCAAUCCCGACUACAAUGCAGCUAUGAUGGGCCAGGAGCAGCCGGGUACCAGUACCAGUGGCAUUUAUAUGAGGCCACCUCCUCCACCACAUCCACCACAUCCACCACAUCCACCACCACCACCGCCACAGAUGUACCCGAUACGGCAGGAGAGGCCCAUGACACCGAUCCUGUUCGAAGUGGGCGGCAAUCUCGGUCACAGCGCCGGCACGCCCAUGAUGCAGAACGUCAAUGGUGGCGGGUAUGGUCAUGGUCGCGGUCGUGGACACGGUCCAAGUCCCAGUCGUGGCACCCACGCUCAGAAUCACUACGGGCAGAUGGCCCAUCCGCUACACCAGUCACAUCCGCCACAUCCGUCGCAUCAGCCGCAUCCACCGCACUACGGAAUGCCCUUCAAUGGAAACAUGGGCCCAAAUAUGAUGGCUCCACAUAUACGCGGCGGUCCGGCGAUGAACCAUAUGAACCACCAGGUGAACCACCACAUGAACCACAUGGGCAGGGGCAUGGGCAUGGGCGUCGGACUGCUGCCGUUGCCGCUGCAGAUGCUCAGUCCAACUCGGAUGGAGCAGCCCGGCAUGGGCAUGCAGCAGGGCAUGGCCAUGAACAUGCCACCGCCCAAUCACAUGAGUCCGCGGCACAAUGUCAAUCCCUAUCAUCCGAGUGCUAGCAACCCGGACACGAACAAGAUGCCGCCAGCUGGCGCACCUGUCAGAGUCAACGCCGAGAUGCAGCAGCAUCCUCGCCAGAGUUUCGAUGGCAAUGUGGGUGUGGCACGUGGCCACACGCCACGUAAUCGCCACUCGAGGUAUUCCUCGCCAGCCACGCCCAGAUCCAUUUCCCAAAAUCCAGCUCCUGUCCAGGAUGUCCCGGAUCUCCAGGGUGGCACAGCCAACAACAACCAGGACAACCAGGGCAACCAGAGCAACAACAACCAGAGCAACAACAACCAGAGCAACAACAACCAGAACAACCAGAACAGCAACAAGCAGAAGAGCAACAACCAGAGCAACAACAACCAGAGCAACAACCAGAGCAACAACAACAAUCAGCAGGAUAAGAACAUGCAACCAUCCUACGCCUCCUUGCUGCAGUAAAAGUGGCAAGGAAAAGAGUUUUUUUGUUGUUUCCUUUUUUGUUUUUUUACUUUUAAAUUCCUCAUGUUUCUUUUAUUCGUUUAAAUAAAAAACACGCACACUGCGGUUGUCUUCCAUUGAAA